Molecule: messenger RNA, 1069 nt
Organism: Vidua chalybeata
Lineage: Eukaryota; Metazoa; Chordata; Aves; Passeriformes; Viduidae
Gene: KXD1
Product: KxDL motif containing 1
Exons: 5
Coding region: 207-737 (176 amino acids)
Biological process (GO): lysosome localization
Cellular component (GO): BORC complex
Source: RefSeq, a predicted model, not a curated record
GCCCGCGGGGGUCGCGACCCUCUCGCCCGGCCGGUCUCCGGGACUUCCGGCUCGGCGCGGUGACGCCGCGGGGUCGCGCCCCACGUGACUCCACACCCGGAAGCGGCGCGGAGCGGCCGCCGGUGCCGCCCCCGGUACCGCUCCCGCUCCCGUCAUGUGAAGCGGCGGGACGGGCUCCCGCAGGUGCGCGGGCAUUGCCGGCCACGAUGGAGCCCACGGCCUCGCAGGUGUUCUGCGGGAGGGUGCUGGGCAUGGUCAACGCCGAGGACGUCAACGCCAUCAUCCUAGCCCAGAAAAACAUGUUGGAUCGGUUUGAGAAGACCAACGAGAUGCUGCUCAACUUCAACAACCUGUCCAGCGUGCGCAUGCAGCAGAUGAGCGAGCGCUUCCUGCACCACACCAGGACCCUGGUGGAGAUGAAGAAGGACCUGGACAGCAUCUUCCGGAGGAUCCGGACGCUCAAGGGGAAGUUGGCAAAGCAGUACCCAGAGGCUUUCAGCAACAUCCACGAAUCCCCCAUCCUGGAGGACGACGACGACUUCGACCCCGUCCCCAAGAGCACCACGACCACCAUCGCUACCUCGGAGCAGAGCACGGAGUCCUGUGACACCAGCCCCGACGUCAUCUCCCCCACCACCAGCCAGGAUUUUGAGGAUUUAUCCCAAGGCCAGUACGACGGCCCGGCCGUGAACGGACAGAGUCUCACAGACGAGGACACGGCCAGCGGCCUGGACUAGGAGCCACGUCCCGCCCCUGGAGAACUUUCUAGCCUGUAUUUAUAUUUGUGUGUCGCUCUUUUGCUUUUUUUUUUUUUUUUUUGGGUUUUUUUUUGGUUUUUUUUCCCCUCGGGAAGAGGGAAGCGAAGGCUGGGAGAAAGCUGAGGGAGGAAGGUGCUGCCCUUCUGCCUGGAAACUGCCACUGAGGUGUAAAGCCAGCGCUCGCUUCAGGGGGAAUCAGUAAAUCCUGGGUUGGAAAUGCCUCUUGUCCUCCCUCCUUCCUGCGCUCAGGAGAGCGGCUACACUUCACCUGUGUAGAUUUUUUUUGGCGCAGAAAAGCCGUUUUUGGGGCA